AUGUGGCUGUUCUAUCGUUCUAUCAUUUGCCCGCAGAUCGGUUAUGCGGAUAUCCUGAAGAAGGUGGAACCACUGCGAAAUGAACUAAAGGCCCUAGAGGAGGCCGCCGGUGUGAACGAGAAGAAAGCGGAAGAUGUGGAGACCACAAUUGCGGCUCUGGAGAAGAGUAUUGCUCGUUACAAGGAUGAAUACGCCGUGCUCAUCAGUCAGGCACAAUCCAUCAAGGCAGACUUGGCCUCAGUGGAGGCGAAGGUUGAACGUUCAGUGGCCUUAAUCAAGUCCCUCAGCAGCGAGAGGACCCGCUGGGAAGCUGGUUCUGAGACCUUCCGCUCGCAGAUGGCCACUAUCAUCGGUGACUGUCUCCUUUCCUCUGCCUUCAUGGCCUACGGCGGCUACUUCGACCAAAGUCUCCGUUUGAGCCUUAUCUCCACUUGGGCCAUUCAUCUCAAAGCCGCGGAUAUUCAGUUCAGACAGGACCUGGCCAGAGUCGAGUAUCUGUCCAAUCCGGAUGAGCGCCUUCGUUGGCAAGCCAACGCACUGCCGAACGAUGAAUUAUGCGUGGAGAACGCGAUCAUCCUACGUCGUUUCAAUCGAUAUCCCCUUAUUAUUGAUCCCAGCGGUCAGGCCACUGAGUUCCUGCUGAAUGAGUACAAGGGCAAGAAAAUUGCCAAAACCUCUUUCUUGGACGACGCCUUCCGCAAGACACUGGAGUCUUCCCUGCGUUUCGGAACCCCCUUGCUGGUGCAGGACGUUGAGUCCUACGAUCCAAUCCUCAACCCGGUGUUGAACCGUGAAGUUCGACGUACCGGUGGCCGAACACUGAUCACUCUGGGUGACCAGGACAUUGAUCUCAGCCUCCAGAGCCAGUGCUUGAAUGCCGUCCUGAAGGCCGAACGUCCGGAUGUGGACAAUAAACGCUCCGACCUGCUAAAGAUGCAGGGUGAAUUCCAGCUGAGACUGCGUCACUUGGAAAAGGACUUGCUGCAAGCUCUGAAUGACGCCGAGGGUAACCUCCUCGACGACGACAAGAUCAUAACUAAUUUGGAGACCCUGAAGAAGGAGGCCGGUGAAGUUGCCAAGAAGGUGGAGGAGACAGAUGCCAUCAUGGCAGAAGUAGACUCCGUUUCACAGCAGUACGUACCGCUGGCUCAGGCCUGCUCUGCCAUGUACUUCACUCUGGACACGCUCAACCAGGUCCACUUCCUAUACCAGUACUCCCUGCAGUUCAUGCUCGACAUCUUCAACUUUGUUCUCACGCAGAAUGACAAUCUCAAGUCGGUGGAAGACAGCAAACGUCGCCUCGAAAUCAUCACCAAAGAUCUGUUCCAGGUCACCUAUUGUCGUGUGGCCCGAGGCAUGCUCCACCGCGACCAAAUCACCUUCGCUAUUCUCCUGGUCCGCAUCUUCCUCAAGGGUCGUUCAAUGAUGGCCGGCGCUCAAACCGGCAGUUUCGAGGCUGAAUUUAACGUCUUCCUGCACGGUCAGGAGGCCGCCACCCUGCUGAGCAAACAGAAUAUCCCCACCAUCAAGGGCCUGACGCAGGAGCAGUGCUCUUCUGUUGCC
Molecule: messenger RNA, 1563 nt
Organism: Dibothriocephalus latus
Lineage: Eukaryota; Metazoa; Platyhelminthes; Cestoda; Diphyllobothriidea; Diphyllobothriidae
Source: the annotation of a GenBank genome assembly